GUAGCAAAUUAUCGUUCCUGAAUAGGUGGCGCCGUGGUAGCGGAUCCUGUUCCUCUUCUUCCGGUUUCUGCACUGUACAACUAUUUCAGUUAUAUUUUUAAUUAACGAUGCCAAAUACUUGUUGUUGUGUACCUGGAUGUCAUUUAAGAGGAGGACAUGCAUUUCCAAAUGACUUAAAAAGAAGGAAAAGUUGGAUCAACGCCAUGGCCCAUACGCAGAUUGGACGAGAACACGAUGAUAUCGUGGAGUCCAUCUCAAUCAGCUGUUGUUUGCAAGGCACGUUUUACUGAAAAAGACUACGUGCAGGAAACUAUUCAUGGGCGCAAACCCACCAUACAGAGACUUAAGUCUACUGCAAUUCCCAGCCUAUUUUCCUGGACCAAGCAAGAGACUGAAUCGUCCGCAAAAAGAAAAAUCAGGGCAGUUUCCUGUGAAAACAAAAGAACUAAACUUGAUGAAUAUUGUAGUAGAAAUCUAGAGGAAAGUUUUGAUUGUAAAGUUGGUUUUCCUGAAGAAGUCAUUCAUACUGCAGAAAGGAUUUAUGACUGUCCACCACCAACUGCCGAGCUAAUGUUGAGCUUCACAGAUGGAAUUACGCAAACACCAUCAAUGCCUAUGUUUUCAGCAGAGAAUUUUGAAAUGAAGACACGUGACACAGCCAUGCAUUUUUAUACCGGUUUAGAGUUGUAUACUAAAUUUUUAUUUGUUUUGACCACACUUGGUCCAGCAGCACAUUGUUUGAGAUACAUAUAUUUUCAAAUUGAUAGGGUGUCAGUUGAAAAUCAGUUUUUUUAUGACUUUGAUAAAUUGAGGCAUCAUACAACCAACUUUGAACUGUCUAGAUUCUAGAUUGAAUCUAGUGUUAAGAAUAUUGUGUAUACAUGGAUUGUUUUUGUGUCUAAACAGUGGUGUGAGGCUAACACUUGGCCAUCUAGUGGUUUAGUCAGGUAUUUUUC
This is a messenger RNA of Mytilus californianus (California mussel), 956 nucleotides long. RefSeq lists its product as uncharacterized. Lineage: Eukaryota; Metazoa; Mollusca; Bivalvia; Mytilida; Mytilidae. The record is from RefSeq and is a predicted model, not a curated record. Bases 235 to 849 code for a protein of 204 amino acids. The transcript is spliced from 2 exons.